Punica granatum (pomegranate) is the source of this 2262-nucleotide messenger RNA. Lineage: Eukaryota; Viridiplantae; Streptophyta; Magnoliopsida; Myrtales; Lythraceae. The record is from RefSeq and is a predicted model, not a curated record.
GACAACCUCCACACCUGUUGGCUUCCCCAGCUCCCAUGGCCGCCCCCCGUAAUCUCUGCUAUUUCCGACGCCCGACCGCUCACUCACACUCCCUAUAAAAACCCUCUCUUCCUCUCCCACCUCUCGUCAUCACUACUCGCUCACUCACAGCAAAAGCCAUAACCCAAUCUCGAUCUCCAUUUCCUUCCUUCACGUUCUCGUAAUACAGCCCACAGCUGCAAAGCAUAUGGACACCAAGAUCGGACCUGUCGACGCCUGCAAGCCCGCCUCCAACGACGUCGGCUGCCCCCCGGCCAACGGCUGCGUCUCCACCAUCCAGAGCGCCUGCCCUUCCCCUGCCACCGUCGCGAUGGGGGAGGCCACCCUCGGCCACCACCUGGCCAGGCGCCUCGUGGAGAUCGGGGUGGAGGACGUGUUCGCCGUCCCCGGGGACUUCAACCUCACCCUCCUCGACCAUCUCAUAGCCGAACCCGGGCUGAGGCUCGUCGGCUGCUGCAACGAGCUGAACGCUGGCUAUGCCGCCGACGGCUAUGCCAGGGCCCGCGGUGUCGGGGCCUGUGCGGUUACGUUCACCGUGGGCGGGCUCAGCCUCCUCAAUGCCAUCGCCGGUGCCUACAGCGAGAACCUCCCGCUCAUCUGCAUCGUUGGCGGGCCCAACUCCAACGACUUUGGGACCAACCGCAUCCUCCACCACACCAUCGGCCUGCCCGACUUCAGCCAGGAGCUCCGCUGCUUCCAGACCGUCACUUGCUAUCAGGCGGUGGUGAAUAACUUGGAAGACGCCCACGAACAGAUCGACACGGCCAUCUCGACGGCCCUGAAAGAGAGCAAGCCGGUCUAUAUCAGCAUUAGCUGUAACUUGGCGGCGAUCCCCCACCCGACCUUCAGUCACGAGCCCGUCCCCUUCUCUCUCUCGCCGAGAUUGAGCAAUAAGAUGGGCCUGGAAGCCGCUGUCGAGGCAGCUGCGGAGUUUCUGAACAAGGCCGUGAAGCCUGUCAUGGUUGGCGGCCCCAAGCUCCGGGUGUCCAAUGCAUCCGAUGCGUUCGUUAAACUUGCGGAUGCUAGUGGCUAUCCACUCGCCGUGAUGCCUUCGGCAAAAGGGCUUGUCCCGGAGCACCACCCUCACUUCGUUGGGACCUACUGGGGUGCAGUGAGCACAUCAUUCUGCGCGGAGAUUGUGGAGUCGGCCGAUGCGUAUCUCUUCGCAGGCCCCAUCUUCAAUGACUACAGCUCGGUCGGGUACUCGCUCCUCCUCAAGAAGGAGAAGGCCAUCAUCGUGCAGCCGGAUCGUGUUGUGAUUGGCAAUGGGCCUGCAUUCGGGUGUGUCCUCAUGAAGGACUUCCUGCGGGCCCUUGCUGAGCGGCUAAGGCGGAACAGCACUGCAUAUGAGAACUACCAUCGGAUCUUCGUCCCGGAAGGGCAUCUCCUCAAGUGCGCGCCCGAGGAGCCUCUGAGAGUGAACGUCCUGUUCCAUCACAUUCAGGACAUGCUCUCUAGUGAAACCGCCGUGAUUGCUGAGACGGGCGAUUCGUGGUUCAACUGCCAGAAGCUGAAGUUGCCCAGGGGAUGCGGGUAUGAGUUUCAAAUGCAAUAUGGAUCGAUCGGCUGGUCGGUUGGUGCUACUCUCGGAUAUGCACAGGCUGUACCGGAGAAACGAGUCAUUGCUUGCAUCGGAGACGGGAGUUUCCAGGUGACGGCCCAAGAUGUGUCGACUAUGCUGCGUUGCGGUCAGAAGAGCAUCAUCUUCCUCAUAAACAACGGGGGAUACACGAUUGAGGUAGAGAUCCAUGACGGGCCUUACAAUGUGAUUAAGAACUGGAACUACACAGGCUUGGUGGACGCAAUCGAUAACGGCUCGGGCAAGUCCUGGACGAUGAAGGUGCGGUGCGAGGAGGAACUCGUCGAGGCGAUUCAGACGGCUAUGGGCCCGAAGAAGGACUGCCUGUGCUUUAUCGAGGUGAUCGUCCACAAGGAUGACACGAGCAAAGAGCUGCUGGAGUGGGGGUCAAGAGUGUCCGCCGCGAACAGCCGCUCCCCGAAUCCUCAAUAGUUUUUUUACCAUGAUGUGCUAAAUUUGGCGAUGGCAGUCCUCUGUUAUCUCCGGAACAAUGGGAUCUGAGAAUUUCUAUUCUAUUAUAUUAUUGCUAUUUCAGCUGAGAGAGAGAAGAGUUUGUGUAUGGUUGACGAUUGAUCUGUGAUACAUAUGAUUGGAAAAUGCAUGGAUGAUAAUGCAAGUAAAUUACUUGUAUUUGUUUAAGUAAA